UAACCACUUAGUCGCUGCCGUUCGGUUUCUAUCUCUGGGAGGGCGGCUGAGGCGGCGGCGGUGGGGACGCCGACUGAGGAGCGCUGAGGCGUGAGCUGUGGCGGCGCUGGGCGCCCCUCGCUCCUCGGCCUCUGGGGGCCAUGGGCUCCGAGAAAGACUCCGAGUCGCCGCGGUCUACAUCCCUACACGCGGCUGCGCCCGACCCCAAGUGCCGCAGCGGCGGCCGGCGCCGGCGCCUCACCUUCCACAGCGUCUUCUCCGCCUCGGCCCGCGGUCGCCACGCCCGGGCCAAGCCGCAGGCCGAGCCGCCACCCCCGGCCGCGCCGCCGCCGCCCGCCCCGGCCCCUGCCGCGGCCCAGGCCCCGCCGCCUGAGGCGCUGCCCGCCGAGCCGGCCGCCGAGGCCGAGGCGGAGGCCGCGGCGACGGCGGGGCCCGGGUUAGACGAUGAGGAGGCGGCGGAGGGCGGCGGCUCGGGCCCGGAGGAGGUGGAGUGUCCUCUGUGCCUGGUGCGGCUGCCGCCCGAGCGGGCCCCGCGCCUCCUCAGUUGUCCGCACCGCUCGUGCCGGGACUGCCUCCGCCACUACCUGCGCCUGGAGAUCAGCGAGAGCCGGGUCCCCAUCAGCUGCCCCGAGUGCAGCGAGCGACUGAACCCGCACGACAUCCGCCUGCUGCUCGCCGACCCACCGCUCAUGCACAAGUACGAGGAGUUCAUGCUGCGCCGCUACCUGGCCUCGGACCCCGACUGUCGCUGGUGCCCGGCCCCGGACUGCGGGUAUGCUGUUAUUGCCUAUGGCUGUGCCAGCUGCCCAAAGCUGACCUGUGAGAGGGAAGGCUGCCAGACUGAGUUCUGUUACCACUGCAAGCAAAUAUGGCAUCCAAAUCAGACAUGCGAUAUGGCCCGUCAGCAGAGGGCGCAGACAUUGCGAGUUCGGACCAAGCACACUUCAGGUCUCAGUUAUGGGCAAGAAUCUGGACCAGCAGAUGACAUCAAGCCAUGCCCACGAUGCAGUGCUUACAUUAUCAAGAUGAAUGAUGGAAGCUGUAAUCAUAUGACCUGUGCAGUGUGUGGCUGUGAAUUCUGUUGGCUUUGUAUGAAGGAGAUCUCAGACUUGCAUUACCUCAGCCCCUCUGGCUGUACAUUCUGGGGCAAGAAACCAUGGAGCCGUAAGAAGAAAAUUCUUUGGCAGCUGGGCACAUUGAUUGGUGCUCCGGUGGGGAUAUCCCUCAUUGCUGGCAUUGCCAUUCCUGCCAUGGUCAUUGGCAUUCCUGUUUAUGUUGGCAGGAAGAUUCAUAGCAGGUAUGAGGGAAGGAAAACCUCCAAACAUAAGAGGAAUUUGGCUAUCACAGGAGGAGUGACUCUGUCGGUCAUUGCAUCCCCAGUUAUUGCUGCAGUUAGUGUUGGUAUUGGUGUCCCUAUUAUGCUGGCUUAUGUUUAUGGGGUUGUGCCCAUUUCUCUCUGUCGUGGAGGUGGCUGUGGAGUUAGUACGGCCAAUGGAAAGGGAGUGAAAAUUGAGUUUGAUGAAGAUGAUGGCCCAAUCACAGUGGCAGAUGCCUGGCGAGCCCUCAAGAAUCCCAGCAUUGGGGAAAGUAGCAUUGAAGGUCUAACUAGCGUAUUGAGCACCAGUGGAAGCCCUACAGAUGGACUCAGUGUUAUGCAAGGUCCAUACAGCGAAACAGCCAGCUUUGCAGCCCUCUCAGGGGGCACACUGAGUGGUGGCAUUCUUUCCAGUGGCAAGGGAAAGUACAGCAGGUUAGAAGUCCAAGCCGAUGUCCAAAAGGAAAUUUUCCCCAAAGACACAGCCAGUCUUGGUGCAAUUAGUGACAACGCAAGCACUCGUGCUAUGGCCGGUUCCAUAAUCAGUUCCUACAACCCACAGGACAGAGAAUGCAACAAUAUGGAAAUCCAAGUGGACAUUGAAGCCAAACCAAGCCACUAUCAGCUGGUGAGUGGAAGCAGCACGGAGGACUCACUCCAUGUUCACUCACAGAUGGUGGAGAAUGAAGAAGAAGGUGGUGGUGGCGGUGGCAGCAAUGAAGAGGAUCCCCCCUGCAAACACCAAAGCUGUGAACAGAAAGACUGCCAGGCCAGCAGACCUUGGGACAUCAGCCUGGCCCAGCCCGAGAGCAUCCGCAGUGACCUGGAGAGCUCUGAUACGCAGUCCGACGAUGUGCCAGACAUCACCUCGGAUGAGUGUGGCUCCCCUCACUCCCAAGCCGCAGCCUGCCCCUCAACACCCAGAGCCCCAGGUGCACCGAGCCCAAGUGCCCAUAUGAACCUCUCUGCCCCAGCUGAGGGGACGACUGUCUUGAAGCCGGAAGAUGCAGAAGCCAGAGUAUGAAGUGGAAUAAAUGCUCCUGUUCUGAGAAGCACACUUGUAACUGCAUCUUUUGGAAUCUUUUUUUGGGGGGGGCAGGGAUUUACAUAUUGUAUUUCAAAGAUUUUCUGGUCACAGGUUUUCCCCAGGGAAAUUCUGAGAAAUUUGCAAUUUCUUAACAGAGGAAACAUGGAAACUUUGCCCUUGGUUCCACCCCCCAUCCCCUUUGCCCCCCCCCUUUUUUAGUUUUAAUUUAUUGGUUAAACUGAUGGUGGCAAUCUGUGAGGUGUGUCAAAGAGUGUACAGAUGUAUGUGUGUAUAUUGUAUGUAUGCUAACAUAUUACUGCAGGACACAUUUUAAUAAAGAUUUCUGUCGUAAUUCAA
Lagenorhynchus albirostris (white-beaked dolphin) is the source of this 2699-nucleotide messenger RNA. RefSeq names its product ring finger protein 19B (gene RNF19B). Gene Ontology annotation, molecular function: zinc ion binding; ubiquitin protein ligase activity; ubiquitin conjugating enzyme binding. Gene Ontology annotation, cellular component: ubiquitin ligase complex; cytoplasm. Bases 141 to 2339 code for a protein of 732 amino acids. NCBI's taxonomy places the organism in Eukaryota, Metazoa, Chordata, Mammalia, Artiodactyla, Delphinidae. Gene Ontology annotation, biological process: positive regulation of proteasomal ubiquitin-dependent protein catabolic process; ubiquitin-dependent protein catabolic process; protein polyubiquitination. The record is from RefSeq and is a predicted model, not a curated record. The transcript has 9 exons.